UCUCGAUGGUACAUCCUAUCAUUAGAGUUGCCUCUAUGCCAGCGUGGCUGCACAAGGUGACUCACAUUCACAUUUGAGUCUCGUCCAAGUGAAUUUAUCAUCUAUAUAAACCCUUUUACCGACCCGUCCAAAGUCCACCAUCAACUAUCCUUUCUCUUUAUUUCAUCUAGCCCAAAAUGUUCAUCCCAUCCGUCCAUGCGGAGACAGACACCCCUGUCCUCCAUCAAUUCAUCCGCGAAAACCCCCUAGGAAUGCUAAUCACAGGACUCAAAUCCUCUCAAGACUUUCUACAAUGCACUCACGUCCCCUUCAUCCUAGACUUCCCCGAGGAAACCAACGACUCUGCGCCUCUGGGCCGCCUACGCGCCCAUAUCGCCAAGCAAAACCCGCAAGUAAAAGCCAUGAUCGAGGCCCUAGAGACCAAGCUUAACGUUCUAGACCUCGAAGACGAAGUUCUGGUGGUCUUCAACGGGAGGCACGAUCACUACGUGACCCCUAAAUACUAUAUCGAAACUAAGCCCGACUCGGGGAAAGUCGUUCCGACGUGGAAUUACGUCGCGGUGCAGGUUUAUGGCAAGCUGUCCCUUCACUAUGAUUCGAAGACGGCUGAGGCGGGGGAGUUUCUCGCGAAGCAGAUUCGGGAUCUUUCGAUGCAUACUGAGACGUCUGUUAUGGGGUAUACUGGUGGGGAACGGCCGCAGCCGUGGAAGGUGGAGGAUGCUCCGGAGAGGUAUAUUGAGUUGAUGCUGAGGAAUAUUGUUGGGGUUGAGAUUCGGAUUGAGAAGAUUCAGGGCAGGUUUAAAAUGAGCCAGGAGAUGCGGGCGGGCGAUCGGGAGGGUGUGGUGAAUGGGUUUGCGAGAUUGGGCAGCGAGAUGGGUGAGGCUAUGUCGGCUUUAGUUAGAGAGCGUGGUGUGCUACAUGAUGGGAAGAAGGGGAAGGUUUGAGGAAUGGGGAUCCAAAUACGGACUAUUUUAGAACAUUUCAGCUCGCGAAUUU
Molecule: messenger RNA, 996 nt
Organism: Aspergillus alliaceus
Lineage: Eukaryota; Fungi; Ascomycota; Eurotiomycetes; Eurotiales; Aspergillaceae
Product: FMN-binding negative transcriptional regulator
Exons: 1
Coding region: 177-944 (255 amino acids)
Source: RefSeq, a predicted model, not a curated record